Cyphellophora attinorum is the source of this 1548-nucleotide messenger RNA. RefSeq lists its product as uncharacterized. The transcript is spliced from 2 exons. The record is from RefSeq and is a predicted model, not a curated record. NCBI's taxonomy places the organism in Eukaryota, Fungi, Ascomycota, Eurotiomycetes, Chaetothyriales, Cyphellophoraceae. The coding region runs from base 1 to 1548 and encodes 515 amino acids.
AUGGAGACUUCCACUUCGCAGGAGUCACCCGUCAUUUCACUGGCGAAAGCAACAUCACCAUUCGCUCGGCUGACGAAUGUUCUGGUCGGACCUGGAGAGGAGAGAUUUACGGUACACACAGACUUCCUGUGUCGUUUCCCGUUCUUCCGGAAUUGUAUGAGGGUUGGUAUGAAAGAAGCCCGUGAAAACACCAUACGAUUGCCAGAAGAUGAUCCGGCGGGCUUCUCGCAGCUACUUUACUGGCUCUACACCAAGCAAUUCGAGUACAACAUCAUCCAGGACGUGCACGAUUGCGACGUCGCUGAACACAACGAAAAGUUCCCCGAGCCGCUCCAGGGCAACUUUGCGGCUAUUCACAAAGCAUAUCUCAUGGCCAAGAAGUUCUGUGUUGAAGAGCUCCAGAAUUACGCAAUAGACUGUCUACGCAUCACGCUCGACAACUGCGCAUGGGGACCCGAAGAAUUGCAGCAAGCUUUCGACGAGCAAGACCCUCACGAUCCUCUCUAUAGAUUGGCGUGCCUGUCGAUAAGGCUGGAGUUCUUCUACAAGAACAGCGAGAGUUGGGAAACCAUGCAGAAGGAGUCCUUCUGGUCGCCCUUUGCUGCUAAGAGCAUGGAGAACAUGGAGCUCGUGCUCAGGUCUCUCAGUUUGCAUCAAGACAAAAUAGAACUCGCUCGCGACGAGGAUAUUUGCAAGAUCUGGCACACGCACACGGAGACUCCUGUAUGCGAGUAUGGAUGUCGGUCGCACAAGUUUCCCGACACAAUCGAAGCAGCUGAUGCUGCACAGGCUACGAAUCAGCAGCAAUCCACCGCCGGAGCCGGUCUGGGAACCGAGAAUGACAGCCAUUCUUCUGAUUCUGGCGAAAAUUCAGAAGCAAUCUACAUGCAUACACACCUCCUGCGCAAGUUCGAAUACUUCUCGACGAUGCUGGACGAUCGUGGAGAAGUCGCUGGGAACCAGAGCACCUUACGAUCGCCUGACUUUGAUGCCGAUGCUUUCGAUCAACUGCUGCACUACAUACUGCAGGGAGAAUUCUCUUUCCGGCUUCUCGAUGGUAUAGACCACACAGCGAAACACACUCCGCCCGACAAGUUCGCCCAGAGAUUUCGCACAAUGCUCAAGACUCAUCUCCUGGCUCGAAGACUCAGUGCGGAACGGCUUCAGAAUCUGACCAUCAACAUCAUCCGUUGGGCACUUCAGAAGGUCAAUAUUGGCGUCCAAGACUUGAUCUAUAUCCUCGAGAAUUGCGAGUCCGCACAUGAUCCACUUCGAAGGCUCGCUACUGCAUCCUUGCAAAUCAGCGCUCGGGAGAGCGGCACCUGGCCCGACUUCAUACAGACGGACGUUUUCAAGGAGUUUGCGAAUCUGAGCAAGGAAUACAUGAGCGUGCUGGCUUCCGCCCUGUUCCGCGAGGCUGCGGAUAAUGAUCUAAACGAGUGGAUAGGUCCGUGUUCGUUCCAUGUCCAUGAGAAGAAUUCGACAUGUGAAGGGCUCGAAGGCAGCAUAGUUGAUUCACAGGGAUGGCACUACGACAGAUACACAUGA